Messenger RNA from Schizosaccharomyces japonicus yFS275, 4521 nucleotides. Its product is annotated as mitochondrial 37S ribosomal protein MRP4. The coding region runs from base 268 to 1011 and encodes 247 amino acids. Gene Ontology annotation, cellular component: small ribosomal subunit; ribosome. Gene Ontology annotation, biological process: translation. The transcript has a single exon. Gene Ontology annotation, molecular function: structural constituent of ribosome. The record is from RefSeq and is a predicted model, not a curated record. NCBI's taxonomy places the organism in Eukaryota, Fungi, Ascomycota, Schizosaccharomycetes, Schizosaccharomycetales, Schizosaccharomycetaceae.
ACAAGAAAAAGAAAAAGGUUACGGGAGUUGUAAGUCCUUGUGAGCAUUUUUUGGAGGGUUUGGUCUCCUAAAGAGUGCUAUUGUUCUCAGUGGUUUCGUAAAUACUCGGAAACCAACGUAUUUAAUUCUGUCUUCCAAACGAUAUCGUUCAUACCCAAACGUGCACAAAGGGAAUAACGUUUAUAAAAAGGGAUUUGACGAAAAAGAGGUGUUCAACGUAUAAACUAUUAAAUCUUAUGUCUACAUGUUUUGUAUUUGUAUUAAAAAAUGAGUGCACCAAAACUGUCGUUGGAACAACUUACGAAAAGAAGAUUCAAACUUCGUGAUGUCUUUAACAAGGUUGGUUCCAAGGUCUCUCCAUUCUAUUCUCCAUCUUUGGCGAUACGGUCUCCUCCAAAACCGAGAGAUGUCUCAAUAGCUGCACUACUUGCUGCUCAGGCUCAUUUAGGACAUGCCACCUCGUUAUGGAAUCCCAUGAAUCAACCAUUUAUCUAUGGUAUUAGGAACGGCAUACACAUAAUAUCUCUCGAUAAAACACUUGUUUUUCUUCGCCGUGCAAUUAAUGUGAUACAAGAAGUUGCCCGGACAAAGGGUAUUAUUCUGUUUGUAGGGACGAAGCCGGGACAGAAGUUAUCGGUCAUGGCGGCUGCAAAACGAUGCAAUGGCUAUUUUAUAUUCAAUCGGUGGGUUCCUGGUCUGCUUACCAAUGCCAAAACUGUACAGCCAACCUUAGGAGGAAGCUUAAAAACGGUCGAUCAAGACGGAAAAGAAGUAAGAGCACCAACGCCAUCUUUUCUUUAUCCGGACUUAAUUGUAAUCCUGAAUCCUCUCGAAAAUAUUAACGUGUGCAAAGAAGCACAACGUGUUAGUGUGCCGACAAUCGGAAUUGUCGACACAAACGUUGACCCAAGAUUGGUCACAUAUCCUAUUCCCGCUAACGACGAUUCCCUACGGUGCUCAGAUUUAAUUGUCGGGCUACUCAGUCAAGCAGCCUGUGAAGGCAUGGAUUAAUCAAAAACAUCUUACUCCGUCUCUAAUGAACUUUCAAAAUAGGCCAUUAAAAAAAUAGGCAUCUCAUUAACAUAAUUCGUAAAUGGCAUUCGUUGACUUUGACUACAGUUUAACGCAUGUUUCAUGAAAGAGACUGCAUUCUGUUUUCAAACAUUUCUCUCAAAAGCUCUGGCGUCAUGAUCAUUCUCCGAUUUGCAUUAGAUCCUCGCUCAGAAACGGCAAGAGUAUGGUUUUCUGUCUCCUUUGUUCCGAUUACAAUUUCAUAGUUGUAGUCUAGUUUUCUUGCUUCGUUUAAUCGUCUGCCUAAAGGUGCAGCAUUGCAAUCGAGAUCAACGUGAAACACGAAAGUGUUCAAAGGAAGAAGACCCGCCUGAAAACUCCGGUUGUUCAAACUUAAUGUCUUCUGAACUUCUUUGGCAUAUGCCAUGACAUCUUGAUUUUGAUUGAGAGUGAGAAUAAUCGCAUGUCGUGGGCUAAUCCAGAAAGGCCAUUUGCCAUUAAGAUGUUCAAUUAGAAUUCCAAGAAAUCGUUCCAAAGAACCCAAAACAGCACGGUGUAUUAGAACGGGACAUUCAUAUUGCUGCAGCAAACGAUUAUCACCAUGUUCUGUCCGAAACCGGAGUUGAAACCGUUUUGGCAAUUGAAAAUCCAGCUGGAUAGUCGCUGUUUGUUGGCUUCGCCCGUAUGUGUCGCGCACAUGAACAUCAAUUUUCGGCCCGUAAAAAGCACCAUCACCUACCUUUCUCUUCCAGUUCAUGCCACUUUCAGUUAAAACUUUUUCUAAGAUGCGUUCGGCAUGAUCCCAUUGAUCUGCUUCACCAAUAUAGUCGGUAGGUCUAGUCGAUAGGUGAAAUGUUAAGUCAUUCAUAUGGAAAAGUGCAUAGAACUUUUUAAUGAACAGCAAGUCCUUUUGAAUUUCCGCAUAAACUUGAUCACGACGACAAAAAAUAUGACCAUCGUCUUGAUGAAAAGAACGCAAUCGGGUCAGGCCAGACAGUGCACCUGAAGCUUCAUAGCGAUGAAGAGUACUGAAGUCGGCAAACCGGAGUGGGAGUUCUUUGUAGGAACGCUCCUCUUCUGCAAAGAGUAGACAGUGAGCCGGACAGUUCAUGGGCUUUAGUCCAAAUGACGAAGAGUCUUUCUGAUCUUCAGAAUUGUGUUCGCUUGUAACAAAAAACAUAUUUUCUUUGUACUUUGAAAGAUGACCGCUCCGUUUCCAAAGUUCAGGCUUGUAAAUUAACGGUGUUAUAACUUCUUUAAAACCAAGAACUUCAUAUUGUGUUCUCAAAAAGUUAGUGAUACUAUUAAUAAUUCGAGUACCAUGAGGAAGAAAAUAAAUGGAUCCAGGACUUAAAUGGUUUAUUGUGAAUAAUUUUUGUCUUGCAGCAAUUGAACGAUGAUCUUCAAAUUUUAUUUUUUCAGCAGAAUUAGUCCAUUUAGUAGCGGCAGCUAUUCUUGAUGAAAACCGAGCUAUGAAUAAGUGGUUUCGGGGUGAAAGUAAGCAUGCUGAAAGCAUACUUCUCCUUUUUUUUCUGAAGGAUGAGGAGACCGAUGACAGUUAGUACUUCGUUAGAAAUUGGAUAAUUACAACCAUUAAGAUAAUGAAUGAUUUUAAAAGGAUUAUAUCAAAAAAAUAAAAAUAAUAAAAAAAAAAACAACAAAACGCUCCGACUAUCAAAGUGGUAGCAAAACAAAAGUAAAACUAAACAGCGAAAUAAAUUGCAAAUUAAGCUUCAUCGUAAAUACGAAUCAACUCGUGGAAGAAGUUAAUUGAGUCCAUAUGACCGUCAUAAGGAAUGUAUUCGUUAACGGUGUGAGCAUUGCCGAGCUUACGACCCAUAUCACGGUUUACAGGUGUCCAGCGGAAGAUGUUCUCACUGACAUUCCAGUAGUGACGGGUGUCGGUGUUUGCAGGCAUCAAGGUAGGAACAACGAUACUUUCAUUGCCGAAGGUGUGUUUAAUGGCAGCUCCCAAAGUGUGGAAAGCCUUCGCAUCGGGACCGUAAGGAGAAAUAGGUGCUGGCUCUAAAGGCUUGAUCAUAGACGCCGAGAGGUAGCCAAGAGGCUUCUUCGGUUCGUGCAAGGUUUCGUUAAAAAGAUCAAGAAUAAGGUGAUGGUGUUUGGCGAAAGUGACAAGCGUUCUCUUAUAGAACUUCUUUACAUCAGCAAUUGAGUUGCCAUGGGCAAUGCGAUGGUUGACCAGAGCAACGGUCUGCUCAGGCAAGGCGUUUGCCUUGACACCACCCUUUAUGACAUCGACAGCCUUCGAAGUCGUAAAGAAGUAGCGGAACAUGGCUGAGCGAGAAAGUACCCGGCUGAGACGAUGCACAUCGCCCUUCUUGAUCAAAUGACGCAGCUUCGGGUGCAUCUUGGGACUGUACUUGGCAAAGCAUUGAAGAGAAGCGAAGAAAGGACUCUCUUUAAUGAGGUUGGGAUGGAAUUGGCCUUGUUCAAGGAUAAGUUCACUCAUAAGCUCAAUGUUUGUCCGUGCAGGAGGGACUGAGGAGUGACCGCCAGCAGUCUUCAACGAAAGCUCAACAUCGACAUAACCCUUUUCGGAGACGGAAACGGCAACAUAGCGUUUGCCAAAGAAAUCAAGCAUAAAUCCGCCUUCAUCGAGAAUGAGCUCAACUCCGUUAGGGCCAUAGCGUGAAUACAAGCGAUCAGCUAAAUACUUGGCACUAUAAAAGCCCGAAAUCUCCUCGUCAAAACCGAUAGAAGCAAUGACAGUGCGCUUCGGCGUCCAGUUCGACUUUGCCAACAACUCGAAAGUUUCAAAGAUGGCAACCAGCGAACUUUUGUCGUCCACGGCACCGCGUGCAUAGACAUUUCCGUCGUGGUAAGUAGCAUUGAAUGGAGGAUAGAGCCAAAGAUUCAGUGAGCUUUCUGCUACGGGCACGACGUCCUGGUGGGCCAUGAAAACAAUAGGCUUGAGAGACGAAUCGCUGCCCUCCCAGGUGAAAAGGAAGCCGUGUCCGGCAACACGUUCGAAUUUAAUAUGACCAAAUGUAGUAGGGAAAAGCGAACGCAGCUUCUCUUCCAAGACACUAAAGAUUUUCCAACGAGGAUCCUCAUCCACAGGGCCCAUAUCGUCGUAAGAAACCGAGGGAACAUUUAAGACCUGCUUAAACCGUUCAAGGGAAUCAUUACGAAAAGAGUCGCUGGCUAUAAUAUCCAACGUGGAAACAUUACCGAUAAAAGCCUCUCUCUUAGGAUUACGAGCAAUUGGUUGCAUACAAACAUCGUCGUAUCCACGGGAUCUUUCAACGUACUCGUUGUCUUCAGGAACAUCUAAUUCAUCCAAAAAGUCUGAAGUUUCUUUUUCCAACUCGAAUAAAGGGUUACGGUGAUGUCCGUCAAGACCAUUAUCCUCUACAGAAGCCACAUCCGUUUGAUUAUUUGAAAAAUCAUAGUGACUAGUGAUGAACAAAAAAACGCCAACGACAGCUGAGAAUAUCCAACGAUAUAUUCGAGGCUUUCGAAAUUUCCGUUCAGGUUGGCCUACAACAG